UCUGGCCCAUGACGGUAGGUGUUAUAUAAACGUCAGCCGUUGUGCCUGAGCCUUCUGAUCACCCCUUUCCAGGACUGCUCAUGGUGCUGGACAUUCCCCAGGAGCGAGGGCUUAGCUUCUUGGACCACAGGUACCUCGAUGGGCUCGAGGUGUGCCGCUUCCCCUUGAUAGAAGCCCUGCGUCCGCUGCCCCUCGACUGGAUGUACCUCGUCUACACCGUCAUGUUUCUGGGAGCACUGGGCAUGACGCUGGGGCUGUGGUACCGCCUGAGCUGCCUAUUGUUCCUGCUGCCCUACUGGUAUGUGUUUCUGCUGGACAAGACCUCCUGGAACAACCAUUCCUACCUGUAUGGACUGUUGGCUUUCCAGCUGUCCUUCAUGGAUGCGAACCGCUACUGGUCCCUGGACGGCUUGAGAAAUCGCUCUAAGAAGAACGCCCACGUCCCGCUUUGGAACUACACGGUCCUGCGUGGACAGAUAUUCAUUGUGUACUUCAUUGCGGGAGUGAAGAAGCUUGAUGCAGAUUGGAUUGGAGGCUAUUCCAUGGGCUCCCUGUCCCGGCACUGGCUCUUCAACCCCUUCAAGCUGGUGCUCUCUGAGGGAAUGACCAGCCUGCUCGUGGUACACUGGUGUGGGCUGCUGUUGGACCUGUCGGCCGGCUUCCUGCUCUUUUUUGAUGCUUCCAGACUUAUUGGCCUUAUCUUUGUCUCCUACUUCCAUUGUAUGAACUCCCAGCUCUUCAACAUUGGUAUGUUUCCCUUCGUCAUGUUGGCCAGCAGCCCCCUCUUCUGCUCCCCUGACUGGCCCCGGAGGUUAGUUACCCGCUGUCCUCAGUGGCUCCGAGGCCUGCUGCCGACCACGGCUGACGCCCAGCCCAGUUUGUCCUGUGUGUAUAAGAGAGGCCGGGCCAAAGGCAGCUCCGGGACCCGGCUGCGACAUCGGCUGGGAGCCAUCUUCACAGUGUUCUAUCUGCUGGAGCAGCUCUUCCUGCCCUACUCCCACUUUAUUACCCAGGGCUAUAACAAUUGGACCAAUGGGCUCUAUGGGUACUCCUGGGACAUGAUGGUGCACUCUCGCUCCCACCAGCAUGUCAAGAUCACCUAUCGAGACGGCCGCACCGGAGAGUUGGGAUACCUUAACCCUGGGGUGUUUACACAGAGUCGGCGGUGGAAGGACCACGCAGACAUGCUGAAACAAUACGCCGUGUGCCUGAACCGCCUGCUGCCCAACUACAAUGUCUCAGACCCCCAGAUCUACUUCGACGUCUGGGUCUCCAUCAACGACCGCUUCCAGCAGAGGCUUUUUGACCCUCGAGUGGACAUUGUGCAGGCUGCUUGGUCUCCCUUCCGUCCAACCCCCUGGCUACAGCCCUUGUUGCUGGAUUUAUCUCCUUGGAGGGAGAAGUUUCAGGAGAUUGAGAGCAGCCUAGACAACCACACUGAGGUGGUGUUCAUUGCCGACUUUCCUGGCUUGCACCUGGAGAAUUUUGUGAGUGAAGACUUGGGCAACACUAGUAUCCACCUACUUAAAGGGGAAGUGAUCAUAGAGCUGGUGGAGCAGCAGAGGAAUCUCUCCCUUCAGAAAGGGGACAGGGUUCAGUUACCAGCUGGGGAAUAUCACAAAGUGUAUACGGUAUCAUCGGGCCCUUCCUGUUACAUGUACCUCUUUGUGAACACCACAGAGCUGAAGUUGGAGGAAGAGUUAGUGAAGUUACAGGAACUCAAGGAGAAAAUAGAGAAUGGGACUGAAUCCGGACCACUGCCUCCAGAGCUUCGCCCCUUGCUGGAGGGGGAAGUGAAAGGUGGACCCGAGUUAACUCCUGUGCUCCAGACCUUCUUGCGUCGACAACAGCGUCUCCAGGAAAUCCAGAGGCGGCGCAGUUCCCCUUCCUAUGAAAGGUUCUAUCGCUUCUUGCUUCGAAAGCUCUACAUCUUCCGCCGAAGCUUCCUGAUGACUUAUAUCUCUCUGCGCAAUCUAAUCCUGGGUCGCCCCUCCUUGGAACAGCUGGCCCAGGAGGUGACCUAUGCAAACCUGCGGCCGUUCGAGUCACCUGCAGAAUCCACCCCUUCUCGGGCGGUUAACUUGGAUGCCAAUACUGAUCCAGAGUCAAGUUAUACACAUACACACUCAGAGCUCUGAGUUGUCAGGGCCCCUGCAUUUUAUGAGAACCAAGUUACGUAUUUGUAUAGAAUAACGUUUUUGAAGUCAUUUUUAAAAAAA
Messenger RNA from Sarcophilus harrisii (Tasmanian devil), 2219 nucleotides. RefSeq names its product gamma-glutamyl carboxylase (gene GGCX). The record is from RefSeq and is a predicted model, not a curated record. NCBI's taxonomy places the organism in Eukaryota, Metazoa, Chordata, Mammalia, Dasyuromorphia, Dasyuridae. Gene Ontology annotation, molecular function: gamma-glutamyl carboxylase activity; vitamin binding. Gene Ontology annotation, biological process: peptidyl-glutamic acid carboxylation. The transcript has 13 exons. The coding region runs from base 81 to 2138 and encodes 685 amino acids.